Gaeumannomyces tritici R3-111a-1 is the source of this 273-nucleotide messenger RNA. RefSeq lists its product as hypothetical. Lineage: Eukaryota; Fungi; Ascomycota; Sordariomycetes; Magnaporthales; Magnaporthaceae. Bases 1 to 273 code for a protein of 90 amino acids. The record is from RefSeq and is a predicted model, not a curated record. The transcript has 2 exons.
AUGAUUCGACGUUGCCCCCCGGCGGGCGGCGGGCGGACCUGUGCGGUAACGCCGCUCAACUGCAGGAAGUGGAGAUGCCGCUGUCGCCACCAGCCUGGGCGCUGCUGCAGCUCGGCGACUGGACCGACUCCUGGACCCCUUAGCGUGCCGCACGCCUGCAAGGAACCGAGCGCUGGCAACGACGUGCCGCGUGGUGGGCCGUAUCUGAUGCCAUCACCGCCUGCGAGGCGCGCUCGCUCCACCGCUGCUGCGCUGCUGCUGCACACCGACUAA